This is a messenger RNA of Neltuma alba, 1106 nucleotides long. RefSeq names its product acidic endochitinase-like. Gene Ontology annotation, molecular function: chitinase activity. Gene Ontology annotation, biological process: carbohydrate metabolic process. Gene Ontology annotation, cellular component: extracellular region. Bases 48 to 938 code for a protein of 296 amino acids. The record is from RefSeq and is a predicted model, not a curated record. Lineage: Eukaryota; Viridiplantae; Streptophyta; Magnoliopsida; Fabales; Fabaceae. The transcript has a single exon.
CAAAGCAAUAUAUUUCAAUACCCCACAGAUCAUUACACAGACAAACCAUGGUUUCACUUAAACAAGGCGCUUCUGUCUUCUUACUACCUCUCUUGCUCGUUUUUUCCAUCUUCGAGAAGUCCCACGCUGCAGGAAUCGCCGUCUACUGGGGCCAAAACGGCGGCGAAGGCUCCCUUGCCGCUGCUUGUAAGUCGGGAAACUACAAGUUCAUUAACAUAGCUUUCUUAUCCACCUUUGGCAAUGGCAAAACCCCACAACUCAACCUCGCCGGCCACUGCAACCCCGCCGUAGGCACCUGCAAAGGCAUAAGCGCCGACAUCAAAACUUGCCAGAGAAAACGCAUCAAGGUGCUUCUCUCCAUCGGGGGCGGCUCUGGCAGCUACUCUCUUAACUCUGCCAAGGAGGCCAAGAAACUUGCGAAAUACAUUUGGAACAACUUCCUCGGCGGAAGUUCCAAGUCACGGCCCUUAGGCAACGCCGUUUUGGACGGCGUCGACUUUGACAUCGAGGCUGGUGGGGGGCAGCACUGGGAUGAACUUGCUAGAGCUUUGAAGAAGUUCAACAAGAAGCUGAUCCUCUCCGCCGCCCCUCAAUGUCCAUUUCCGGACUCUCACUUGAGCUCCGCAAUCAACACUGGCCUGUUCAAUUACGUUUGGGUUCAGUUCUACAACAACCCUCCAUGCCAGUAUAGAAGUGGGAACACUAAGAAUCUUGUGAAUUCAUGGAAACGAUGGACCAAAGUGAAGGCUAGCCGGGUGUUUUUGGGGGUUCCGGCGUCAACCGCGGCAGCAGGUAGUGGGUUUAUUCCAGUUAAUGUUAUGAAGUCUCGGGUUCUUCCGGCAAUCAAGGGGUCUCCGAAAUACGGCGGAGUCAUGAUCUGGGAUAGGUUCAGCGAUCGCAAAAGUGGGUAUAGCAAGGCCAUUAUCGGUUCUAUCUAAGGAACUCAUCAGGUGUAAGCAUUUGAAUAAGUAGCAGAUUGGUGGGUUUUCUCCUACGUGUUGUAAGCUACACAAGUGAUAUAAAAACUUCUAUAUGCAAUAUCUCCAUGUAAUGUGAAUUUGAAAUAAACAAUAAAAUAUAUAGUGUUUCCACUUCAAACUUUCAUA